AGCCUUGGGUUUUUGAGUCUGGAGUUCAGGUAGGCUAGGCGGCGAGUGCAUUGCAGUAGAAGUGAGGCUGGAGAGAGAGAGAGAGAGAGACAGCAUUGCUCUGGUCCCGAGCUACAUCUCGUUGGUCUCGACGCUGGCUGCGCGUACAGUUGUAAGCGUAUCAGGUACCGUACACGACCGUCACGAGAAUGGCAGCAGUAGAAGGCAACGAUGAAAAUGACAUGGUCGAUAUCGUUGAUGGAGGACGCGUUUCUAAGUUCCUGCUCGGCGAAAAAGAGAUCUGCUUCAAUCCCAGUACAAGCAGAGCUGUAUGUGCAGCAACCGAAGACCGGCUUGCGGAAGCCGCCGUGAAGUUCCGCGCCAUCUUCCAGCAGCGGCUUGGCAUUCCGCCGGGCAAUGUUGUCACGCUGAGUACGAAGGCGCAGCACAGAGCUACCUCCGAAAAUCUGGCCACAAAUCUGAAGGCCUCGGCGGAAACGGUAGGCAGUGACGGGUUGCUUCUGUUUUCCUUUGCUGGCCAUGGGAAGCGUGUUGAGGGCACUAGGCACGGUUACAUGGUACCGGCGGCCAGUCUUGAUGAGGACAGCAGUGGAGGUGAUGAGCCAGAGAACCUCAUCGGAGCUUCUCUAUUUGAUGAGUGCUUGUCCGGCUGCAAGGCGAGAACGGCUCUACUGUUCCUGGACUGCUGCUUCAGUGGACGUCUAUUACGGGACAUACAAAGGUCCACGGCGAAGCUGAGGACGGGCGUUUACAUCAUGUCGGCUGCCGGUGACUGGGAAGCCACGUGGUACUUCUACACGCUGCGCUGCAGCAUGUUCACGUUCUUCGUCUGCAGCCUGCUUGAACAGGAGGCCACGACGGGCGCGGUGCCGGUACGGAAAGCCGUGGAGCACGUCCAGGAGCUGUGUCCGGCUCUCGCCGCUCUACGCUACUCGUCCAGGGCAGAGCUGCAGGAAGUGGACGCUGGCAUAUCGCUGAAGCCCUUUCCGGAGCUAUUUUACAAGCGACCGUCUUUCGACGAAGAGUGGGAUCCGAUAUUUCAGCCAUCGCGCCAUGACCCUCUCUCAGUGGACUUUAUCAACUCGUUGCUCUCCUUGGAGAAACAUAACGAGAACCUGCUACCGGACACUCUGUGUCGCUGGUUACAGACAUCAGCGCUACCUAGCCUGAAGACACUGUACCGGACCGGGUAUCUGAAGCGAAGCAGCAGCAAGUACAGUCCCGUGUUCGCUUGCACGCGCAAGCUGCUCAUCACGAGCGCUGCGAAAAUCAUGCUGGACCACCAUCGCCGCCGUCAGUCACAGCAUGCCAACGCUGAGGAGACCAACGACAGUGACCAAUCAGCGCUGGCUAUUGAUGGUAGAGGUAUGCCGGCUGACGCGGACGUCUUCUUGCGUGUUAUGCAGUAUCUCCUGUGGAUCUUCGAGGAAACUGCGUCGAGCGACGAAACGACUGCAGAACCUGACAAUGAAGUUGAGGAAAAGCCCACACUUCAGUUCCGUCACUUUAUCAGCAUGGCAAAGUACUACUUUGUGACGUUGGCAUGCAGUCUGGGCAACACGCGCAGUCUCAAGAAGUUCUGGCGCAUGCUUCACGGUGGCCAUAGCAUUGUCUUCUGGAACAAAGCUGCUUUACAGGGACAGAUACCUCUCCCUGAGUAUCCUGCAGCCCUAUCUAAUGACAUAUCAUUGGCUGACGCUCUGCCACCUGACCAGGAUGAAUCGGACGAAAGUGAAUCUGACCUGCUACAGGAUAUGACGGUUGUCCGUGACAGCAUCGAGAAGGAGAUAUCUUUGUUGACUCAAUUCAAGGAGGCAGAUAAAGCAUCAUCCUAGCAGAAGAUGGCGACGAACCAGCAAGACGGGUAACUGAAUCCUUGUCUGGUAUAGUGGCAAGAUGGAACAAUAGCUGCAUAUACUUCGUUUUUUUACAUUGAAUUAUCUGACCCUUGAGUACUUUGCAAGUGGAUAUGUUUGCCGGGAAUAUUUUCGCCCAAACAAAAGCAGUGUGUCUGUUUCAAAUUUCAUUUCCGUCCGUGGAUGUUGUCAUGAAUAGAAAGGCCUCGGAAAGUACACCUCCAACAAUGCAGGCUGAAAACUUUUAGGAUGGAAGUGUGAUGAACUUGAAUUCCCAAAGAAUACUCCUGGUGCCCCAGUAUAUCUUUCGAACAUUUUUUUGCACUGGCCAUUCUUUGCUACAUGUUAUUAGACCAGCUAAGCUGACGGCGGACAAUACAGUAUGCACUGUGCUGCUUUGAUGCUACCCAUCGUACAUGUAUGCUGCUGUGGUAGAAGUAUAAGGGUCUCGUGAUAACACUGGUCUCAUCCCGUGGCGCUUUCACUACACACCAAGGUAUGACAUCACAUGGCGUAUUUCCAACAUGAGUUGGCCUGAUUUCAGAAUUUUUUUAUUUUGUAAAUUUUUGACGCACUAUGAAUGUGUGCUUGUGCGUUAUUAUCUGGCGUUGCCAAUGAUCAACCUGACAUGGAGCAAUGAAGCAGAACUGUUCAUACAAUCAAGAUGCUCACAUUUUCGCUAGAGCACGGGCCGAUGUCCGUGCGCCAGUA
Molecule: messenger RNA, 2567 nt
Organism: Sycon ciliatum
Lineage: Eukaryota; Metazoa; Porifera; Calcarea; Leucosolenida; Sycettidae
Exons: 9
Coding region: 189-1835 (548 amino acids)
Biological process (GO): proteolysis
Molecular function (GO): cysteine-type endopeptidase activity
Source: RefSeq, a predicted model, not a curated record